Messenger RNA from Pollicipes pollicipes, 1078 nucleotides. Its product is annotated as eukaryotic translation initiation factor 3 subunit G. The transcript has 7 exons. Gene Ontology annotation, cellular component: eukaryotic translation initiation factor 3 complex; cytoplasm. Gene Ontology annotation, molecular function: translation initiation factor activity; RNA binding. The record is from RefSeq and is a predicted model, not a curated record. The coding region runs from base 160 to 993 and encodes 277 amino acids. Lineage: Eukaryota; Metazoa; Arthropoda; Thecostraca; Pollicipedomorpha; Pollicipedidae.
GCUUGAAGCAGCGUGGGGUUGUGACGCGGGCUGCUGGAUUACUGUCGGUUGUUUCUAGAUUGACAUAUUCAAUUCUAGUUACAAGCGCUUCGCUAAGUUUGAGUUUCAUCAAUCUGAGUUGGUUUGCUCUAUUGUUGGAGGAAAGCCGAAAUCCAUACAAUGCCUUCCUUGGACAACGAGAUGACUUCGUGGGCUGAUGAGGUGGAGGAGAGUGACGAGCCAGUGCUGCCACCUACCGAGGAGAAGCUUCUUCCCAAUGGCACGAAAAUCGUCACUGAGUACCGAAUCAAUGACGGCAAGAAAGAGAAGGUGGUCACCACCAUCAAGGUGGAGAACAGAAAGGUUUCGAAGGAGGUGGCCAAGCGGAAAGUGUGGUCCAAAUUUGGCCUCUCGAAGGGCGACAAGCCGGGUCCCAACACGGCCACCACCAUCAUGGCCGAGGAAGUGAGCAUGCAGUUCAUCACGGCACACGAGGAGGAGAAGGACGAGUCAGACGACAUGCGCGCCAAGCUGAAGGAGCAGAACAAGGGCCAGAUCAAGUGCCGCUACUGCAAGGGCGACCACUGGACCACGCAGUGUCCCUACAAGGAGAUCGGUGGCCUGGAAGAGGCGAAACAGGAGGAGGAGGCAAGCAAGAUGGCCGGCAGCACGUCCACCGGCGGCAAGUACGUGCCACCAUUCAUGAAGGAAGGCGCCAAGAUGCGUGGCGAGAGCAUGAUGAGCUCCAGAGGCAGAGACGACUACGCCACGGUCCGCGUGACCAACCUGUCGGAGAGCACGCGCGAGUCCGACCUGGAGGAGCUGUUCCGGCCAUUCGGCUCGCUGUCGCGCACCUUCCUGGCCAAGGACAAGAUGACCGGCCUCUCCAAGGGGUUCGCCUUCAUCAGCUUCCAUCGCCAGGAAGCGGCGGAGGAGGCGAUUCGCCGACUCAACGGAUUCGGAUACGACCAUCUCAUCCUCAAGGUCGAGUGGUCCAAGCCAUCGGAGAAGUAGGAGCGUCCCGACAUCUGUGCUUCUUUUUACGUCUCAUGUAUAUUGGUUGGAAAUGGACAUCAAUACAGGCCUCUGUUGGAAUUUA